Molecule: messenger RNA, 1919 nt
Organism: Aedes albopictus (Asian tiger mosquito)
Lineage: Eukaryota; Metazoa; Arthropoda; Insecta; Diptera; Culicidae
Gene: CNMa
Exons: 4
Coding region: 390-866 (158 amino acids)
Source: RefSeq, a predicted model, not a curated record
GCGAUAGGAGCAACAGGUCUCUUCAUUAGUGAUCCUGAUACCGCGCCGACACGACUCGAUUGGCGCCAAAAAAGAUUGUAUUUCGCAACAUAUUAUAGCUGAUCUCUCGCGGUGCACCUUUACUUGAGUUCAAAUUUGAAGGAUCCACAACUUGGCUGAUUGAAAGGAGAAAUUGUACACGUUUGGUGAAGAAAGUUCUGAAAGUGACAUAAAAAUACGUGAAAGUUGGAUAUAGUGUUGAACUGAUAGCAAACGAAGAAAGUCGAAUUGAAAAGGACUGCUAAAGUGAAUAAAGAACAUUCGUGAAAAAAGACUGUUGAAAGUGAUAAGUGAAGCUACAAAUCCGAGUUUUAAAACUGCGACGGGAAGCCGAUUUAAAAAGCAACAGAAUGAUUACCCAUUGGAGCCUGCUGAUAGCCGUGGGAUUGAUGGCCUUUGCCAGCCCGACGUUGGCUCGUCAGGACCCGUACCUACCGCGGGCGGACAUCCCCGGCGAAGAGCUCUACAACGAGCUGGCCGAUGAGGUGCAGAAGCUGCACAAAGAGGAGCUCAAACUGCUGCAAAUUAUGGGCAACAUGGCCGCCAAGCAGCAACAGGAGGAGGAACUGCUGCAGCAGGAGCUGGCGAAGCAGCAACAGCAGCAAAGCGGUGACGAUUCACUGGGAUCGCUGCUGGAUGAGCUUCCGGCGGAGAACCCGGUCAAAGCUUUGAACCGAUUGUCCAGGCUUCAGGAGCAUCCCAAGCCAAUUAGCGCCCAGAAGCCUAGGGAAGAGAAGAAAAGCAAUCAUUACAUGUCUCUGUGCCACUUUAAACUGUGCAACAUGGGACGCAAAAGGAACACCCGAUACUUGAGUUUCUGGAACUAAAUGAAACCUCACCAAUGAAGACUCAACUGAAGAUACUCAAUACCGCUAAAACACACAAUGAGAAAUACUCAUCACCAACCAAUGAGAUGAUACAAGCCAGAGAACAAAGCAACCCAAUGUCCCCCAUCCAUGAUGAAACAACCCCCGCAGCAAUGCUCAAAGUAGGCGGUGCUUUCGCGCCCCGCCUACAGCGUCAUCCCCUGGUAACAAACUGUAUUACAAACCAUCAUCGCAACCCGGUGAUUACGGAACGAGAUCCCGACCAUAGACCAGUCGUAUUAUAUAUGAACCCGCAUAGAUUCAAAAUUUUCAGCGCUACACAUCCCCAUCCGCAUUCGAACCACAACCACAACAAAACAAAAAAUCAAAACUGUAUUAGCAAAUUUCCUACUUUUAGUUCAAUGGACGAAAAGUAUUCGAUUAUUAUAGGCGUUUGUUUUAGCUUUAAAUUAUUACCAGUGUUUAAGUUCUCUAUUGAUAAUAGACAAAGACAUGAAAAUCUCACUUUUUAUAUACAUUUUGUAAACAUUUAAAAAUCACAAAAAAAAAAAUUUUCACCUACGACAACUUAGAUGACGGCAGGCAGAUAACCCUGCAUCUAAGUUGCCGCAGGUUGUUUGUAUUAUUAGAUAUAGAUCGAAAAUGCUUUAAAAUUUCUUGGAGUUCACAUUUAUUUAUCAUGAAAAAAUAAUCAGAAACCAUUGGAAAUCCGAAAUCAUUCAUUUUCUCAUAUUGGCAUCAUAUUGAAACCCCUCUCGCUGCUUUGUAAAACAAACUGACGAAUGUUUCAAACCAACCGCUCAAGUACGUUACUUAACAUUGAAACAAGUGAAACACAAAACCUAUGUCUAAACUUAAAACAAAAAAAAAAGAAAAACCCAACGUAGAACACGAAGAACAUGUAAGCUACUCUCACUGUUGAUAAGAUUUUUUCCGAGAAAAACAAAUGACACUGAACUCUAGUUGCAUAUAAUAAAACCUAUACUUAUUGAAAAAAAAAACCUACAAAUCGUGUACCGUGUUGUUUGAAGUAUGGACAGAGGACAGUUUCCC